Messenger RNA from Ornithodoros turicata, 3398 nucleotides. Its product is annotated as LIM zinc-binding domain-containing Nebulette-like. The record is from RefSeq and is a predicted model, not a curated record. The transcript is spliced from 9 exons. Bases 179 to 1291 code for a protein of 370 amino acids. Gene Ontology annotation, molecular function: actin filament binding. NCBI's taxonomy places the organism in Eukaryota, Metazoa, Arthropoda, Arachnida, Ixodida, Argasidae. Gene Ontology annotation, cellular component: focal adhesion.
GUAUCACGUUUUACAUUUUUUUCCUUCCCUGUGUGCAGUCGUUUUGGUUGGUGUCAGGUGGUGUAUGUGUGUGGAGGUUUCUUCAGUUUCUCAUAACUGUGUUAAUUAAAUCGAGUAAUAUUCGACAAGAGGAGUGCGGAUCGUCUUGUGCGUUGCUUGUGUUAUUUUCGCUCAGACGAUGAGUACAAAAAGGUGCGCUAGGUGUGAAAAAACAGUGUAUCCGCUGGAAGAACUGAAAUGCUUGGACAAGAUUUGGCAUAAAGGAUGCUUUAAAUGCCAAGAAUGUGGGAUGACACUGAACAUGAAGACGUACAAGGGCUUUAGCAAACUUCCCUAUUGUAAUGCGCAUUGCCCACAAGCAAAACACACAACUGUGGCAGAUACGCCAGAAGCGAGGCGUCUUGCUGAAAAUACUCGUAUCCAGAGCCAAGUGAAAUACCAUGAAGAUUUCGAAAAGUUGAAAGGCAAAGUGACUCAAGUUGCAGAUGACCCUGAAACAAUGAGGAUCCGCCAGACUUCUAAAAUCAUCAGUAAUGUAGCCUACCAUGGUGAACUGGAACGAAAGAACCUCAUGGAACAGCAAAGGGUACUUCUACCUGAAAAGAAUGGGGUACAACAAAAUGGACAGGGUCUUGAUGCAGAGAAGGUGCUUGAUAGUUUUGAGUUCUCAGUGCCCCCUCCCCCUCACGAUGAACCUCCAGAACACUCACAGCAAGCCCGGAUGCUCAGUAUUGAUCCCCAGACGAAUAACAAUUCUCCGUACUCAGCGAAGCUCCAGUCAACAGUUAUUUACACAUCCGAGGAUGGACCAGUUCAGGCACCGCCAUCACGAAAAGUGGGAUCCAUUGCUGAUUAUGAUCCUCUGAAUGAUAACUAUGGGUCCUGUGCCUCAGGGUAUGUUAACCCUCAACAGCAAUACUACAAAGGAACAGAAACUUCGAGUCAGCAAAUGGGAAACCAAAAGUACACAGCAAGUCAGGAACAAGCAAAGCAACACAUGAUGAGCCGACAACACAUGGCUAACCAGCACAUGCCCACACAGCAACAUAUGGCAAGCCAGCACCAAAUGGCUAGCCAGCAGCAUAUGAUGCCAAUGCAACCUCCACCAUCAGCAGGGCGCGCAUUUCGAGCGAUGUACGACUACAUAGCACAGGACACUGACGAAGUGAGUUUUCUUGAUGGGGACAUCAUCGUCUGCUGCAUCCCGAUCGAUGAAGGCUGGAUGACUGGUACAGUGCAGCGUACGGGACAGUCGGGAAUGCUGCCUGCAAAUUAUGUUGAGCCAUGCUAAUCAAGGUAUUAUUGCAGCUGGCACAUCGUUUGCAUUUUAUUAUGUUCUAUGUAUUAGCUUGCCUCUUGAAGCUAUCUCAGUGUGAUCUAGAACGUUUGGUGUAACGAGCAAUAGAUAGAUAUUUGUAGAUAAUGCAAAUUUAAUAUUAAUCUAUCAUCAUUCUGUACUUUGCUUAUUGUCCAGUCUUUGUGCUGGGCAGACGGCUCCAGGAGGGAAGGGACAUGUAUUUGUGAAAGUAGUAAUAUAAUAGGAUUAUUGUUGUUUGACGUGCAAAUUUGAGAUGUCUGUCUAAAUAUUAUAUUCUGCUACAUACGAAGUGCCGUAAGUGGCGUACAAUUAGGUGUCAGUAUACACAUGCAGCCUUAGAGUGGCUGCACUCUCACAUUUACAAUUCUCAUAAAUAGUGGCUCACAACAGGUCUCUGAACUCAAAUUUGCAUUGUGCAUUAUUUGUUUCUACCUUAUGUUACUCAGUAGUUGUGCUUAUAAUCUUUUCUGCAUACAUAACUAGAAGUUGAUCCUUCUUGCCCACCUGCAUGAAAGCAGUCCCUGAAUGUAGAGCCCAUGGGAAAAGUGAAGAAAUUUAUUGGAUUGUUGAGAGCAUUUCAUUCAGUUUCAUUUUACAGAUACUCAGGUAGAAUUCAGUAUCGCACAUGACAUAACAAAUGUAAUGGUGCUCUUACACUGUCCCUGCAACAGGAAUGAUAGGACACUGUUUUUCAAAGUAACUGCUUGGAACUGGCAGGCAGCACAAACAUCCCAUUUGGGAACAUUGCCUGAUUCAUAUAUUACUAUGUGACUACAUUCUCUUCCAAAGGAUGUGGGUGGGUGCACAGAUCUCUCUUGCAAGGGGAUGGUACUGUCAUAAAGCACUUCAUUAUGCUUAGGGCUCCAAUAUCAAUGCACUGGGUGAUAGAAAUCCUUAAAUUUAAGGUUGUGCAAGUCAUAGACCAAUUGAAUGAGUCAGGGACAGAGUGCUAGAACACUAGAAAUGUUUUAGUAUUUUGUCUGUAGAGCUUCUCAGUGGAAUAAUACCUUCAUCGAAUUCAGUGUUUCUGUUGUAUCAUGUAUUCCUACAAUGUGCUUCGAGUGAUGUUUCUUUCAAACUGGUUUUGUAUGUUUUAGCUCUUCCACUGGCACCUUCACUUGCACUCCCUUCCUUUUUGGUUCUCCCGAAGGAAAGCCCAGAGCUCAAGGACAUGUUUUUCAUGUCAGCUAGUAUUUUUUGGUAUCGAGAUUUGUCGCAGCACUCUCUCCUGUGCCUUUGAUAAUGUGCCUUGAACAGCAUACUUUACAUGCAUCAUGCCAUUUAUUUUUUCAUCUGCUGCGAUAGUUUCGCUUUAUAGCUAGGGAACAUUUCUAAUCUGUCCAUUUGGAUAAGAAGACCUCUUUACAGUAAAAUGCUACAACAUCGCCAAUAAAUCACUGAAGUAUCGUUGUAGAAGAUAUGUUGUUUUUAUGCUUUUUUGUGACCUAAAGAGGCACAUGCUUGUCUAACAAGGGACAUCUCGUUGUAUGGUAUGAAUUCAGGAAUCGCUAUAUUGAUGAUCCACAGUGUGUUCUGGCACAGCGGGAAUGGAACUAUUUACUAGCUAACUGUCUCGAAUAUGCUUGCUUGUACAUGCUUUGGUGCGUAUUUCUUUUUCUUUUUUUUUUUUUGUAGUGUUGAAGGAGCAUGUUGUUGCUCUGUGUGUUGUGAAGGUAUGCACUCUUGCAUUCAUUUUAGAAUCGUCUGUGCUCAAUGUUGCCUCGUAGGAAAUAACUACGGACGUUUUCCUAUGCUACUCAGUUCUAGAUCCUCUAGCAUUCCAUGUCAUAUUGUACCUUAGCCCAAGUACGCUGGACGAAACGAUAGAUUUGUAUAUACAACAAAUAAAACAGAGUAUCAUGUACACAUGAUUUACUAGUUGUUCCUGCUGCAGCACCUUCUAAAGAGACAGGUAGAGUAGAAUAGCCUUGCCUUCCCGAGGUUCAGGACAACGUGUCUAAUGCUCGUAUAUUGUGCCACAAAAAAAUGGUUACCUUUUUGUUCUGUUGUGACAUUCAGUAUCCGCAUUUACCGAUAUAUUUUGUGAAACUGAAUAAAGUCAUAUGUUAGAGCAAAAGCG